AUGAUAAGCACAGCUAACCGGCGACAACAGGAAAAGAGAAAACGAAUUGAAAUAGUGAAUUAUAAUCAGAAUAUGUCAGGUGUAGACAGAGCAGAUCAGAUGAUGUCCUAUUAUUCCUGUCCACGGAAGACAAUUAGAUGGUAUAAAAAGGUAAUCUUUCAUCUACUGGAUGUAGCAGUAUGGAAUUCUUUCUACAUCUUUAAAGAAAAGACAGGUUCUCAAAUGAAGUAUAUAGAGUACAGGGAAGCAAUCAUACGAUCUCUAACUGGUAUAGAUAAUAAACGGGAUGGAAGAACUUUGGUUCAAUUUAAACGUGCACAAAUCCAAACCAAUGAAAUCAACAACAAUGGAACACAGCAUUUUCCUGAGAAAAUUUCACCUCCUGAAAAUUAUCAGCGAAACACAUAUUUUCAGCGUUGUAAACAAUGUUAUAAACAGGGAAUAAGGAAGGAAACAUCAUAUUGCUGCAAGAAUUGCAUGUCAAAACCUGCACUGUGUCCUGCACCAUGCUUUUGGCAUACCGAAAAUAAUGUAUAA
Ctenocephalides felis (cat flea) is the source of this 537-nucleotide messenger RNA. RefSeq names its product piggyBac transposable element-derived protein 4-like. The record is from RefSeq and is a predicted model, not a curated record. The coding region runs from base 1 to 537 and encodes 178 amino acids. Lineage: Eukaryota; Metazoa; Arthropoda; Insecta; Siphonaptera; Pulicidae. The transcript has a single exon.